AUGGCCAAAGAUGCUACCAGCAAGAAAGUUGUCGCCAAGACCAUCCGCGGAAGAGCGGACGAAGUAGUGCUCCACAAUAUGGCUACACUCGCACAGAAAUUGGGAUUUGACUCUUUGCCGGUCACUGAAAUGUUGAACUGUUCUCCCGACCGAAGAAUUGCUCGCGAAGCUCUACUCAAGGCCCGAAAACCGGUGGAGUGUUUUGGUACCGCGGUCGCUCACGAGGCAUUACCAUCGCCAGAGUUCGUUCUUGAAAGGACACCAACGCUUUCACGUCGUUGUGGUCCCCCACUCGAGCAUGUGCAGCCGAUAGAUCGACCUCACCUUUUCCUAGACAAAGUGCAUUCCAAAGAAGCGACAGGGCCGCAGACUAUCUCCUCCUUUUUUGUGAGACAAUGCGUGUACUUUGCUUUCUUUGACAAGCCUUUGACAUGGACACAAAGUCAAGACCAUGAUCAAGCUUCGCCUGAGCUGCUGCAAACGGACAUUUCUAGAUCCCCUCUGUUCGUACCAGUUGAUGACCUGCCAAGUAACCCACGAGUGGUCCCAGCUACGGGAUCAGCUUCACAAAGACAAUCACGCCGAGAGCAACGCCAAGAACGACGCCGUCGAAGACAGGCAACUGGAAACCGGUCACACCGAGACCGGCGACAGGAAAUUGUUGAAGAAAUACAUCCUGCCGCUCCGGCCGAUCCAGUUGACUCCAUCACUGCUGAUCAUGAUAUGGGUAUGAAUGACGUCGCUCAUGUUGUUCCUGGUGGUGCAGACAUUUCCAUGGCAGGAUCUUCCAGUGAGAGUCACAUCGGCGGGAAUGAGCAUUUAGCGAUACAGAACGAGUUAUUCCGCGACACCAGAAGACAUGUUCAGGAGAACCCAGAGCUUUUGCCAAAUGUCGAGCGAGACGAGCAAGCGCUUGCUCAAGUCAGUGACACAAGGCGCAACUUGGGAGACAUUUUACACGAACCAUCAACUGACAGUCCAAAUGGCCAUGAUACUGCAGAGCGACAAACGGAAGAGAACGAGGAUACCGCCUCGCAAUAUUCUCAGGACUCUUCACGAAGCGGCGAGAACGCCUCAAUGGAAUAUGUGGAGUCCGUCGUGCCUGCUGAGAUGCAAGACCGGUUGACAAGAGGAGUGUCUUCUGAUGCAGAUCUACAGCUCACGUCGAGCCCUGUCGAGGCGGAUAGCGAAAGCCUGAAUCGACGGACCGAGGAAAGAGAGGUUGCGCAUGAUGCAGUACAACAAGCCCUUCGGAUGCUUGAGCAGGAAGUAGAGACACGGGCACAUACUAGUAUAGAACGGUCAGAAGAGCAAUUUGCCACGUCGAUCGAUGAGCCAACUGCUUCAUUAGAGCUUCCCAGCCCAGGUGUGGGACCGGCUGUGGACGCAUUAGCUGAAUCUCGCAUAUUGAAUGAACAUUCGCCAGCCACAACUCAGGAUCCUGACCCGAUUGUUCGGCAAGGUCGAGUGCCACGAAACGCCCGAGCACCAAAGGCCAUCACUCAAAUUGAUUUGACCGGGCUGGAUGCAGCAAUUAUUGUGGGAGAGGAUGGACCCGACCAGCAAGAGCAGGCUGAGUCACCAAUUAUCGAUCAGGCUGCGAUUUCAACCCCUCUUGGUCACCAGGAAUUGUCGGAGCAUGAACAGGGCACAGACAAUAUGGGACCUCGAGAGUUUCUGAGCGAUUUGCCUAAUCCUUCGGCCUCAAAUCCGAUCAUAGGUGAAUCUACUGGCCCGCCUCGACCCGCAGCGCUUCAGAUUUCAGCAGGGGCCACGGGAGAGGGCGGGACCAGCCAACAAGAACAAGCAGAUGUCCAAAUAACCCAUCAUGAUAUGGCAUCACCAGUCUCUAAGCCUCAGAAACCCAAAGAGCAUGUUCGACAGACGAACAAGAAGCUACGCGAAAAUAAGGAUGACUCGCAAGAGGCUGCCGCCUCAGGCCAAAACGUAAGUGAAUUCACAGUUCCACUUCUGCCGGAAGCGCUUCGCCCACGUCGGAACCCUCCACCCAAUGCAAUCUCGAUUACUUUCAAAAUUUAUGAGAAUGGAGGAUGGCAUGUGACGGACCAAGUGCCGGUCUACCCGAAUGACCCAUCGGAAGCACAUCGUAUAGCCCACAAGUAUGCCCGCAAGGACAACAAACAUGCGCGCUUCUACAACAAGAACUUACGACUAGUCAGCGCUGCUCAAUGUGUCCGGGCCGCGAUGGAUGAUGGAUCGAAUACUGUCCUCAUGAGCCUACAACAGGAUCUCGUAGUGACACGAGCCAAAGUGGCUGCGGUGGCCGAGAUGAUAAAAGCGGACGCUCAGAAAAGGGCAGCAACUGAUGCUGAUGAUAUAAUAACGUAG
Molecule: messenger RNA, 2349 nt
Organism: Penicillium olsonii
Lineage: Eukaryota; Fungi; Ascomycota; Eurotiomycetes; Eurotiales; Aspergillaceae
Source: the annotation of a GenBank genome assembly